UUGCGCUUUUUCCCCCGUGGAAAAGAAUCGGCAGACAUUUUUUUCUGGAGAGUUAAACUUUACUGCGAUUUGACAAUGAAUUUGACUAUUAUUUUCAUACAAUUUAUAGGUUAAAUUUUCACGACAGCGUGUGUUUUAGCACUUCUGAAUGAUUAUUUUGAGGUUUUUAGGGUUUAUUUUUAGUUUUUUGGGGUUUUAGAGAGUUUUAGGGAUGCAAUCAUGAAACAUUUACAGUUGAAGGUUCCAUUAACUUUUUUUAACGUUUUUUUGAGGGUGUGAAAGGAGUCUGCUGUAGUUUCAGUGAUUUAUGUUUUUACUGUGAUUUUAAACGAUGAAGGCAAUUGACGAAAUAGAGCAGCGGGACCUGCCCCAGGCCCUUCGUCUCCUGGGUGAGAUGAAUGCAAACGUUCUACGUGUUAAUCAACUUGUUGAUAAUAUGUUAGUACGCGUAAAAAAUGGGGAAGUGUCAACUGACAAGGGUUUGAGUUUCCUUGAGAUAAAGUAUCACAUGUUGCUUUCUUAUUUGAUUAAUCUUACGUACGUUGUAUUGAGAAAAUGCUCGGGUGAAAAAAUUGAGGGUGAUCCAUCCAUUGAUCGUUUGGUGGAGAUUAGAACGGUGUUGGAGAAAAUCAGACCGAUUGAUCAUAAGCUUAAGUAUCAGAUUGAUAAGUUGGUGAAGACUGCUGUCACAGGAACCACCAGCCGUUCCGAUCCCAGCAACUUUAGGGCUAAUCCAGAAGCACUCGUGGCGAAGAUUGAUGGAAGUGAUCAGGAGGACGAGACUGACGGGGAGGCAGAUGCAGGGAAGAGCAAUAAAGUCAGGAAGGCCGGGGUUUAUGUACCACCUAAACUUACGGCUGUUCAUUAUGAUGGAGAUGAAACAAUGAUGGAAAAAUUACGUAAGGCUGGUGAGCGUGCACGAAGACGUUUAGUAUCAGGCGCUGUACUUCGCGAGCUGAAGGAAGAGUAUUUGGAUGCACCAAUCGAAGACACCCAGGGUGGUGAAAAACAGAUUAGUUUAGGACGUGAAAAUAAACGAAAAAUUGAGUUUGAGGAGAACUAUAUGACACGUUUGCCGGUGACGAAACAGGAAAAACACCGUAGUCGUCAAAUUUCCACGCUUGGACAGCUUGGUGACGAAAUAACGAACUUUGGAGGAUCAUCAUCAGUUUCCAUGAAAAAACCCAAAGCCGCCAAGGGCAAAGGGAAGACAAGUUUUAAGAAGAAACGACACUAUUAAAUUGUUUUUUUUUCGCAAGGACACUCGUCGUUAAUCGUUUAAAGGUAAACCAAAAAAAGCAAAAUUAUUUAAAAAAACUUUGAUAAAACUCGUAUGCAAGACUUCUGGUAAAUACUCUUGAAACUACUAAAUUAUAGUAAUUAACGGAAUAAAUUUAGGGGUAAAAAAAUGGAUCGAAUUCAAGAAAUGAAAACACACAAACAACAGAGAAGCAGAGAACGUACAUUAUAAUUUUUUUAUUAAAAAUAAUCCAAACCCAUAACAGAUGAAAAUAAUUAGGGGUAAAAAAAUGGAUCGAAUUCAAGAAAUGAAAACACACAAACAACAGAGAAGCAGAGAACGUACAUUAUAAUUUUUUUAUUAAAAAUAAUCCAAACCCAUAACAGAUGAAAAUAAUUAGGGGUAAAAAAAUGGAUCGAAUUCAAGAAAUGAAAACACACAAACAACAGAGAAGCAGAGAACGUACAUUAUAAUUUUUUUAUUAAAAAUAAUCCAAACCCACAACAGAUGAAAAUAAUCAUUGUUUCCCAUCAUUAAACAAAUCUGUGGGAAUCAUAUCUUCAGACUGUUCUGAAGAAAACGAAUAUUUUCAGAAACUGAAACGCCCACAAUUUGUUCAUUCAAUUACAGACAUGGAAACAAAAAUGUUUGGAUAAUCACUUGAAGGACUAAACAAAAUUAUACAGUUAAAAACACAUGUCUUAGGAUUUUAUCGCUGUUCUAGGCUAUAGAAAUAAGAAAAAAAUAAUAAUGUAGUUAAUAGUUUUACGAUUAUUCGUACUUUUACGUUUGCAAAUUUCUCUUCUGGUAAAAUCAACAAAAUACACAAACAUGUUGAGGCUACAUUUUCGGUGUCGUUGGUCAAGGCUUCCGUUAUGUUUAUCAUCGAUUUUUAAGUUUCAAAUUUUCUUUUUUACUAUUUCAAGUUUUGCACCUAUUAUCGCUGUGUUUAACAUUACGAGUUAAUUUGUUACGUAUUUAUCAUUAAAAGUAUAAUGAAGGCAAAAACGUAAAAGAUAACGGGGACGUGUCAAAAUUCAAAAUUAAACAAAACAAAGUGAAAGGUCAAAAUUUCAAGUUUAUUCUAUGUGUAAUUCUACAUGGGUUUCAAAGUUUUUUUAGUUUCCUCUGGGUGUAUUGACGUGUGACAUUGAGAAACAAACAAAAACUCUUGUAAUCAAAUAAUACAUAAAAAGCAAGAUGAAAAAACCUGCAGAACGAAAGCAACGUUUGUUUCCGAAGAUGAAAGAAAAAAAAUGGCUCAAUUACUAACAGAUAAUUAUAUUUUUUACAAAGUGUUCAUCGAAUAUUGAGCCAUCCAAAUGCCACCCGCCAUUCCACUUCUAUUAAUCUAUGAAGACGAUUCCAAUGUGAUAAAAAAAAUAAUAAUUGAAAGAGUAGCGAGGAAAAGUGAAAAAAAUGAUAAUACAAAUAAAAAUCGAAAAUCAGUCAAAAGAGCGGUUUUAAAUGCUGAUGACUCUUUUUUUACGAAAUCGGCAGUUUCAGACAAUUUUAUAAAUAAAAACAAGUGAAGAGCAAGAAAGAUCUUGAUAAACAAAAAAUGUCAAUACACGAGUCCAAGUUAUUUACUCUCCCAUGACAGGGUUUAAUGCAAUUGAAGAAGUAAACAAAAUGAAUAAAAGUAAAAUUAAAAUGUUAUAGGUAAACCGCACCGAGUGGUCAAUAGAAUUGUAUUUUUUUCAAUAGAGAAAAGUAUGAGAAAAAUGGUAACAUAAAGUCAACUAAAAAUGUGGUAACGAGUUGGAUGAGUAUUGAAUCGCAGAGGCCUGGAAAUAUCCAAAAUAAGUGAAAGAGAAUUAAUUAAGGAAUAAUGUUCCAAACAUAUCGGCAGUUGAAACUGGUAUUAAACGAAAUAAUAAACAAAAUGAAAUGGUAACAAUAUUGAUUGAAUACUAGCUCAUAAGCACCAACUUGAAGACAGAAACAAAAAUGAAAUAAAAAUGCAAAUGAAAAUUGUUUUUA
Molecule: messenger RNA, 3223 nt
Organism: Diachasma alloeum
Lineage: Eukaryota; Metazoa; Arthropoda; Insecta; Hymenoptera; Braconidae
Product: neuroguidin
Exons: 4
Coding region: 332-1240 (302 amino acids)
Biological process (GO): maturation of SSU-rRNA from tricistronic rRNA transcript (SSU-rRNA, 5.8S rRNA, LSU-rRNA)
Cellular component (GO): nucleolus; small-subunit processome
Source: RefSeq, a predicted model, not a curated record